UACUUUUAUUUUUCUCCUGGUCGACUUCCCAAUGCGAGCGAUCCUCGGUCAAAAAAAAAAAAAAAAAAAAAAAAUGAUCCCAUUCUCCAAUCCGAGCGACCCCAUCAAUUCCACAAUUCCAGUCGCCUCCAUCGAUCGAUUCGCCGAGGGGAGGAAGCAUCUAGGAGGAGGGAGGAGGGAGAUCGACGGGCAGAGUUUUUCUCCUUGGCAGGCUACUGCUUGCAGGUCCACGACCCGAUGUUCCUAGCGACGGCCGGAGCUUCUAGCUGAGGAAGGGAUCGGGGUCCUAGCGCGCUCAGGCGGAGUUGCGUCGGCCGGAGGAGAGGCGCGAUGCGGUUGUCGGAGCAGAGCAUCUGAGCACGCAGGCAGCGGAAAGGAGAUGCAAAGAGGCUGGUCGCGGUGUCGGCGGGAAGGAGAGUCACGGUACCAGUUGGGGAGGAGGACGGAGUAGAGGAGCGAGGCGGCGUUGGGAGAAGAGGUCGUGGUGGGCGGCCAGAGGAGACACACGAUGCGGUACUCGGAGCAGAGUAUCUGAGCAUGGAGGCAGCGGAAAGGAGAUGCAAAGAGACAGGUCGCGGUGCCGGCAGGGAGGAGAAGUCGCGGUACCAGUUGGGGAGGAGGACGGAGUAGAGGAGCGAGGCGGCGUUGGGAGAAGAGGUCGUGGUGGGCGGCCGGAGGAGAGGCGCGAUGCGGUAGUCAGAGCAGAGCGUCUGAGCAUGCAGGCAGCGGAAAGGAGAUGCAAAGAGGCUGGUCGCGGUGCAGGUGGGGAGGAGAGGUCGCGGUACCAGUUGGGGAGGAGGACGGAGUAGAGGAGCGAGACGUCGUUGGGAGAAGAGGUCGUGGUGGGCGGCCGGAGAAGAGGCGCGAUGCGGUAGUCGGAGCAGAGCAUCUGAGCAUGCAGGCAUCGAAAAGGAGAUGCAAAGAGGCUGGUCGUGGUGCCGGCGGGGAGGAGAGGUCGUGGUACUAGUUGGGGAGGAGGACGGAGUAGAGGAGCGAGGCGGCGCUGGGAGAAGAGGUCGUGGUGGGCGGCCGGAGGAGAGGAACAAGGCGUCGUGGUCUCGGCGUGGAGGCAAUGGCUACUCAGGUUCUGCAGAGAUGCUGGUGGUCGAGGCGGACAGCGUCCAGACAGCCAGCGGCAGUGGUGCUUCCUCCUAUGCCGCUGAAACGGAGACGCAUGAGGCCCACGAAAUCGGUUGCUUGGACGUUGAUGGCGCUCAUGGCAAUGGUGGUGGACUCAAUGGGGAAGAGGAUGGGCUCUACCAGCUCUCUAUGGUUGGGGCAGAGGUGCCAAUUCUUUGAUUUUUUUAAUCCAGGAGAUAUAAAUCAUGGGCAGCUUGAUAUUGUUUUUCAGUGAGGAGGUAUAAAUUACAAACUUCCAUUAUUAUCUGCAAUACAUGAUUUGUCCAGUUUAUGGAAUGUAGGCACAUUCUGUAAAUCCAUCUGUCGUAACCUGUACUUGGAUUCAUCACAAUUAUAGCAUGACUUAUUUUAUGAUCAA
This is a messenger RNA of Lolium perenne, 1498 nucleotides long. The record is from RefSeq and is a predicted model, not a curated record. NCBI's taxonomy places the organism in Eukaryota, Viridiplantae, Streptophyta, Magnoliopsida, Poales, Poaceae.